Messenger RNA from Cajanus cajan (pigeon pea), 1248 nucleotides. The record is from RefSeq and is a predicted model, not a curated record. NCBI's taxonomy places the organism in Eukaryota, Viridiplantae, Streptophyta, Magnoliopsida, Fabales, Fabaceae.
UUCUACGGAUCUAUUUUUCUUUCUUCUGUUGUGGAUUUCUCAUCGCUAUCAACAAGAAACAAGAAAAAGAUGCUUCCAACGAAUUAUGAUAUUUCAUCUGUUCAGCCUACUGUUGCUGCUUCUGAAGAAAUCUCAGAUUUUGGUCAUCAGAGGGAGGAUACGGAAGAACCCCAUAGCUAUCAGGGAGUACAAAAGGUCAAGGAUAAACCAAUCUAUAUAGGUCAAAUACCUGACAAUGAUGCAACCAAGAGUGAUCGAUUAAUAUAUCUUGGUAAAUUUGACAAGGACGUACAUGCAGCCAGGGCUCAUGACUUGGUGGCUCUGAAACUUGGUGCAAAAACAAAUUUUCCGGAAAAUCAAUACAAGGGAGCAGUGGAGGCUAUGACUGAUAUGACACAAACGGAAGUUGUGGAUACUGUCAGAAGGUUAAGUUUCACUUUUUUCAAGUCAAUAUCCACUUAUCGUGGAGUCUACAGCAGAGAUUUACAUACUGGGAAAUGGGAAGCAAGUUUUGGUAAAGGCAGCGACGACGUCAGAUUCCUUGGAAUAUUCGACACAGAAGAUGCAGCAGCAAGGGCUUUUGAUGUUGAAAGUGUAAGGUUGAAAGGACACAACGCCAUUACUAAUUUUAAUAUCAAGUUUUAUAAUGUUGAUGCCAUUUUGCGUGGAGAAACCAAUGAAAAUGUAAUAUAUCAAUCAAAAGGCACUGGGGCAGUGGAAGCAAUGCCUUCUUUUGAAGAAGUGCUUCAGAACAUUAUUGCCAAUGGCACCUCAAAAAUACCAGAUGAUACAAGCAAUGUGAAAAGGGAAGGGGAGCAGGAACUUCAAAGGCCAAUAACGGGAAACGCUGAAGGACAGGAAAAUGUGGCAAUGGCUUGUGAAAGUAGUGAGGAUGAUGGUCAGGGAAGCUCAGCCUGCUGGUGUUUUCAGCAUGGAAGGACCGAUGCUUGUUAAUAGGAGAAAAGUUUAUCACCACAAAGAACAAGUUGAUGAUGUUACUGGAGGACUUCAGCAUUAAGGCUUUGAAUUAGUUGAUUCUCUGGAUUGGAGUUUUAAUAACUUUAUUUCAAUAUUGAACAGGUUUACCUUUCAAGUAAUUUGUUGACCGUUGCUGAAGUUAAACAUUGUUAGCACCGUAGUGUGCAAGACCUGGUGAGAGUUUGCAUGCAUUCUCUUUUUAUGUUUGCUUUGAACAUUAAUUAUAUACUUUCUCGUUUUAAAGUUAAUAUACCAAUCCUAGAGGGAGCA